GACGUAUCGCGUCAAAUGCUUUUACCUUGCGCAGUUGUCAAACAUCACGCGUAUUAUUCCAGCGUCGCUUUUUUAAGAGUCGGUUGAGUGAAGUUUGACGCGGCUGGUCUGAAGUUAGCAAAUAGCGUUAGAACGUUUAGCUCCUUGUCGUUAUUUAUACACACCUUUGCUUUAUUUAAAACGCGCCCUUUUUGCUCCUCGAUCUUACUUCCCUUUGGGCGUGCUGGUAGUAGCUAACGUUAGCUUGACCGCUGGACGGAAGUAACCUCCUCACCUAGCCGGGAUGCACCUAGCCGGGAUGCUCCUCGUUUUUCUGGUGUUCAGCCUGUCUCUGGCUACCACGGGACAUGCAGAGGAGGAGGACGACGACUGGAUAGACCCUCACGAUAUGCUCAACUACGACGCAACCACCCAGACCAUGAAGAAGACCAUCGAGGCAGCCAACUACGACAACGUCCCGACAAAGAGAAGAGAACAUACUCCGGACUCCAACCAAGCGGAACUGUCGAGAUGUCGGUCUCAAGUUGUGGCUCUACAGAGACAGAUUGAAGAACUUAAGAAGGAAAUCAAGCUCAUCUCACAGCAGCCUACCUGCAAUCCAGUGUUCAAACGAUUUCUUACCAGACUCCGUAAAGAAAUACAAAGACUUGGUUUGCCCAGUGACCCCUUUGAUGUCUUCUAUGAUGCUAAAAUCAGAGUCACCACACAAGGCAUGGCAGAGAUUAAGUCACUGCUGGAUGGGGAAGACAGUUGGAGAACAGGGGCUCUCGACAAUGCAAUCAGCCAGAUACUCGUCGAUCUCAAACCACAUGACUACGAGACCUGGAAGUGGCGCUUUGAAGACACUUUUGGCUUGGAGCUUGACACACUAUUAAAAGUGGGACUGGUUGUUCUGAUUAUAGUGGCCAUUGUCUGCACCGAGCUGUGGUCAACAGUGUCCUGGUUCAUGCAGCUCAGCAGACUGUUUUAUGCUUCUUUCUUCAUCAGUAUUAUCUGGAACUGGCUAUAUCUGUAUAAGAUUGCCUUUGCUGACCACCAAAGCAACAUGGCAAAGAUGGAUGGUGUUUAUGAAAAAUGCACUGGAGUGAAGAAAAUUGAUUGGAGUGAUAGCUUGAAAGAGUGGUUGAGAAGCAGCUUGACUCUUCAAGAUGACCCUUGUAAGAAAUAUCAUGAACUCCUCUUGGUCAACCCCAUUCUGCUGGUUCCUCCAACCAAGGCGAUCGCAGUUACCUUCACAACCAUGAUCACAGAGCCGAUGAAGCACAUUGGACAGGGGAUCAGUGAGUUUCUGGUUGCACUCCUCAAAGAUCUACCAUUUACCCUGCAGAUUCCAGUUCUCUUCACCAUCGUGCUUGCUAUUGUGGCAUGCAUGUAUGGAGGUGUGCAGGCGGCCUUUCAGCAUGGCAUCGCUGCACCUUUUCGUCGCCCCCGAGGCGACCCACCUCCUCCACAGCUGGAGCGACCGCAGCCCGGGGUCCAGGAGGUGCUGGCCGGGGACAACUUAGCAGGAGGGGACGCACCGCUGCAAGCCCCAAUGCAUCAAGCAGUUGAAGGCCGGCUGCACAGGAACCAGGUCCGUCAGAGGCAGCCGGACAGACGGAAUGAAGAGAUGGGUGUGGAGUCGCUAGGCACAGCCCCUUCCAGUGGGUACGAGACGGAUGGCGAGCAGCGGGAGGCGGAGCCGAAUCUCUCCGCUGGGUUAAAUUCAGAAAACCUCCCUGAGCCAAAAGGGGAAAGUGCUAGCGAUGUUGAAACAAUUAUAUCCGAAAGGAAAGCAACUAUAUCGGACUCAUUGCCUUCAAAGAGUAAACCGCUGAAAGGGAUUGAAUUGCUUUCAAAUAAAGUUGUCAAAGACAGUGCAGCGCCUCAGCCAGCAGGAAGUCCACAUCCAUCAGCUGAUGUUCAGGAUCUAUACUCGGCUGAAGACAGCACCUCUUGUGUCUCACUGCCACCUGUUGAAACUGUUGGAGUUCCUGUUCAGGAAACAUUGCCGGUGAUUGCAGCUUCAGCAUCAGUCAAUGCUGGGAAUGAAACGUGAUCUGCCUUUGGUGCUUCUUCCUGGACUUUACAGGUGGUGAGGCCAAGAAGAGUGGAUGUCCUUGACUGAAAUGUGCAUAGACGUGGACGUUUGCUGACUUUACCUCGUUCCCGUCCAGCCAAUUGACAAUGCCAUGUCAGCAAAAAUGAUUAGUAGUUAUAAAAAUGGGAAAAUGUAUAUGUAAAAAAAAAAAAUCAUAAUAAACUAUAGUUGAUUAUGUGUGUGUAUUACCCAGGGACAGAAAUCAUGCUCUUUAAAAUUAUUUAACUGUAAUGAUGCAACAGAAUAUAAUAGUGAUGAACAAAAUAAUAUUUAUUUUUAAAAAUGAAAAUACUUUUUUUUUAAAAGUUGUGAUUAACUGCUUUUACAUUAAGGGCUUGAAAUAGCAUUGCUCCUUCCUUUCAUUUUAUAUUGGAAUAUUUAAAUUGCUUAUCCAAAUCAUAGCAGGAUUGCUGUCUGUAUGAUUUUGCACAGCGAAGGAAAUUGCAAUAUGCAGUUCAUACAUCAAUGUUUAUAUUACAAAAUGACUGAUACUGGUACAUGGUAUUGAAUCAUUAAAAUAUUUCUGUACAUCGUG
Molecule: messenger RNA, 2615 nt
Organism: Pungitius pungitius (ninespine stickleback)
Lineage: Eukaryota; Metazoa; Chordata; Actinopteri; Perciformes; Gasterosteidae
Gene: clcc1
Product: chloride channel CLIC-like 1
Exons: 10
Coding region: 284-2038 (584 amino acids)
Cellular component (GO): endoplasmic reticulum; membrane
Molecular function (GO): chloride channel activity
Source: RefSeq, a predicted model, not a curated record